AUGUCGACAAUACAGCAACUGAAGAACUUCAUCCGCCAUGGCAAGCAAGCCCGUGUGGUUGACGAACCCCCGCGCUCGAAAAACGAUAGCUCGCCGUCAAAACAACAACCGGCCUCGAAGAGCACCACAGCGGCGCGAAACACAGACCCCGAAAUCGGCACAUCCACUGCUGCGAAAUACACGACCGCCCACCACGACCCCGCCCAGCCCCAGGCCAUAGACAUUAAAACCAAACAACAGAAGCGCAUUCCGGACGAGAAUAUUGCGAAGCUGGUAGCUGAGGAGAAUGCAAGCAAGAGCAUGUUCCCGCAGUACCCGGGCCUCGAGCGAUGGGAACUCCUCGAGAAAAUGGGUGACGGCGCCUUCAGCAACGUCUACCGCGCUCGGGAUCGUGAGGGGGACGCCGGAGAAGUUGCUAUCAAGGUUGUCCGCAAAUUCGAGAUGAACAGCAUGCAGAGGGCAAACAUCCUGAAAGAGGUACAAAUCAUGCGCCAGACCGACCACCCUAACAUCAUCAGCCUCAUCGACUUUGCCGAGUCUCGCCAAUAUUACUACAUCAUCCUUGAGCUCGCCCCAGGCGGCGAAUUGUUCCAUCAGAUCGUGCGCCUGACCUACUUCAGCGAGGAUCUAUCACGGCAUGUCAUCACACAAGUGGCGAACGCCUUGGAGUACCUACAUGAGGAGAGGGGCAUCGUGCACCGGGACAUCAAGCCGGAAAAUAUUCUCUUCAGCCCCAUCCCCUUUACUCCUGCAAAGAACCCCAAGCCCAAACAGCCCGGGGACGAAGACAAGGUCGACGAGGGCGAAUUCAUAAAGGGGGUUGGCGGAGGUGGUAUCGGGCAGAUCAAAAUCGCAGAUUUUGGUCUCUCCAAGAUCGUCUGGGAUAACCAGACCAUGACACCAUGCGGCACCGUUGGGUACACAGCACCCGAGAUCGUCAAGGAUGAACGCUACUCCAAGUCAGUAGACAUGUGGGCCAUGGGCUGCGUGCUGUACACUCUACUAUGCGGCUUCCCGCCAUUUUACGAUGAGAGCAUCGAAGUGCUUACCGAGAAGGUCGCCAAGGGGCAGUACACAUUCCUCUCUCCCUGGUGGGACGAUAUCAGCAAGUCAGCGCAGGACCUGAUCUCGCACCUGCUCUGCGUCGACCCGGACAAGCGCUAUACGAUCAAGGAGUUCCUCGCCCAUCCCUGGAUCCGCGAGUCGGGCCCCACGCCGCGUGACGAAAGGAAAGCGGCCUUCGCCGCUGGAGAGAAGCCCGCGCGGGCCUUCGACAUGACUAAGCUCGUCGACGGUGACAAGCGUUACGACUUCCGCUCCCCCGCCGCCGUCAACCUACGCGAGGUCUUCGACGUCGGUUACGCCGUCCAUCGCCAGGAAGAGGAGGGCAAGCGCCGGAAGCAGGUCGGCGCCAAGGCUGGUGGCGUGUCGCGCCUCGGCGGGCUCGACGAGGACGAGGACGAGGACGAAGAGAUGGCCGAGGGGGGUGCUGCGGGCUCGACCCAGCAGCUGGAGCAAAGCAUGCGGGACACGCAGAUCCGCGACCAGGAACAACAGUCGCGCGGCCGCGACCGCGAGCGCAAGGCCCACCCACCACCCGCCGCCGUCGCCCCCACCGAGCAGCGCGGCUACGGGCAACACUCGGCCACCGUCGCUGCGGCGGCGCGCCAGCAGGUACGGGAGCGCAACCGCCAGAAGGGCGCCUUUGAGCUGAACCUGGAUGGCGCGACCCUGCUCGGUCGCCGUGGCGUCAAGCCCGCCGCUCAGAUGGCUUAG
Messenger RNA from Chaetomium globosum CBS 148.51, 1776 nucleotides. RefSeq lists its product as uncharacterized. NCBI's taxonomy places the organism in Eukaryota, Fungi, Ascomycota, Sordariomycetes, Sordariales, Chaetomiaceae. Gene Ontology annotation, cellular component: spindle microtubule; chromosome passenger complex; spindle midzone. The record is from RefSeq and is a predicted model, not a curated record. The transcript is spliced from 4 exons. Gene Ontology annotation, biological process: regulation of cytokinesis; protein phosphorylation; mitotic spindle organization. The coding region runs from base 1 to 1776 and encodes 591 amino acids. Gene Ontology annotation, molecular function: ATP binding; protein kinase activity.